Fusarium coffeatum is the source of this 810-nucleotide messenger RNA. RefSeq lists its product as uncharacterized. The record is from RefSeq and is a predicted model, not a curated record. The coding region runs from base 1 to 810 and encodes 269 amino acids. Lineage: Eukaryota; Fungi; Ascomycota; Sordariomycetes; Hypocreales; Nectriaceae. The transcript has a single exon.
AUGCAGCGCCUCCAGGAAAUGAAGGCUCGAGAUCGGCGUAUUGCUCUAUUUGGCGAUUCUCCGCCGCCUGCAAGAACACCUGCACCAUAUCCGGAAGGCCAGCUUAUCUACCAGUGCAAACAUGGCGAUACAGUCACCAAGUACACCACAUCUCCUGACGGUAUGGGAAGCAACCUGUCUCCAAACGAGGCACAUGUAUUGCGAUUCCUGAAAGAAAACACGACAAUUCCUGUACCAAAAGUCAGUAGCAGCGAUUGGGAUCGCAUCACAAUGGAAUACAUCGAAGGACAGUCAUUGAAAGAGGCCUGGCCAUCGUUGGAACCACGCCAGCGAUCGGAGAUUCUCACUCAACUCAGUGACUACAUCGCCCAAAUGCGUGCCAUCCAAGGUAUCUAUAUCGGUCGUCUCGACGGACAAGGUGCUAUUGUUCCCAGCAUCUUCACCCGAUCUGGCGGGCCAUUUCACACCCUCAGAGAAUUUCAAGAGUGGCUUGUGCGACCACGACAGCGAUAUGCAGAUAUGUCCAUCUAUUGGGAGCAGAUCACAACUCAGCUUGGGGAUGAAUAUCCCAUUGUGUUCACACAUGGUGACCUCUCGUCCCGAAAUGUUCAUGUUCGCGAUGGCCGUAUUGUCGCCCUUCUGGAUUGGGAAUGGGCAGGAUGGUAUCCCGAAUAUUGGGACUAUGUAUUUGCAAUGCGUGGCUUGGAUAAUGUCGACUGGGCUACGCUAGGGAAUCAUGUGCCCGCACUCUUCCCGAAGCGAUAUGAUCUGGAGUAUAUCCUGCUCACGUUUAUCACGCGGCUGUCAUAA